UACUUAAGUGGAGGAGAAGAGCUUGAACUUGCUCCUUUCUUCUUCAUCUUCUUCCACCUUUCACACUAACUCCACUAUCCCUUUCGCUCCUUUUUCAGCUUUUCCUCAUUUUGAUUCCGUCGUCAGAUCACUUUCCUCCCUUUUGCUUUCCCUACUACCCACGAGGCUUUCGCUGACUCUGUUGGCUCCGUCCCGUCUCUUUCGGGUCGUUCUGUGAGGAUUGUUAUUGCCGGUUUCGGGUGCGAAGGCGGAGAAGCGAGAGUGUUCCUUUCGGUGGUCAAUAAUGGCGGAGGCCCCGAAGCCCGAAGAAAUAAGCCACCCUCCCAUGGACCAGCUUCAGGGACUAGAGUACUGCAUAGACUCAAACCCUUCAUGGGGGGAGGCGAUAGCUCUGGGGUUCCAACAUUAUAUUCUGGCAUUAGGAACAGCUGUGAUGAUCCCUUCCUUUCUAGUCCCAUUAAUGGAAGGCAGUGACGGAGAUAAGGUGAGAGUGGUUCAGACACUGCUCUUUGUCCAGGGAAUCAAUACGCUUCUGCAGACAUUGUUCGGGACCCGUUUACCGGCUGUGAUCGGCGGUUCUUAUGCGUUCAUGGUCCCAGUUAUAUCGAUAAUUCAUGACUCCUCCUUGAGGAGGAUUGAGGAUCCCCACUUGAGAUUUCUUAGUACAAUGAGAGCAGUUCAGGGCGCAUUAAUCGUAGCAUCAAGCAUUCAAAUCAUUCUUGGUUACAGCCAGAUGUGGGCGAUAUGUUCCCGGUUCUUCAGCCCACUCGGGAUGGCUCCUGUAAUUGCACUGGUGGGCUUUGGCCUAUUUGAUCGAGGUUUCCCUGUGGUUGGACGCUGCGUGGAAAUCGGCCUCCCAAUGUUUAUUCUAUUCAUAAUAUUUUCCCAGUACUUGAAGAACUUUCAAACAAAAGGUCUUCCGAUACUUGAGAGAUUUGCACUCCUUAUAUCAGUCACCGUUAUUUGGGCAUAUGCCCACCUCUUGACUGCGAGUGGGGCCUAUAAGCAUCGUCCCGUACUUACAGAAGUAAACUGUCGGACUGACAGGGCAAACCUCAUAUCUUCUGCUCCAUGGAUAAAGAUACCAUAUCCUCUCCAAUGGGGCGCACCAACCUUCAAUGCUGGCCAUGCUUUCGGGAUGAUGGCUGCUGUUCUGGUCUCAUUGGUCGAGUCUACAGGAGCUUAUAAGGCUGCAUCUCGACUAGCUAGUGCAACCCCUCCUCCAGCUCAUGUCCUUAGCCGUGGAAUUGGGUGGCAGGGAAUAGGUAUCCUGUUGAGUGGCAUGUUUGGGACAUUGACGGGCUCCACAGUCUCCGUUGAAAAUAUCGGUCUUCUUGGGAGCACCCGGGUUGGGAGUCGAAGGGUAGUCCAAAUUUCUGCCGGCUUUAUGAUCUUUUUCUCAAUGUUAGGAAAAUUCGGUGCGCUCUUUGCCUCGAUACCCUUCACAAUAUUUGCUGCCGUAUACUGCGUUUUGUUUGGUCUUGUCGCAUCUGUGGGAUUGUCGUUCUUGCAAUUUACGAACAUGAACUCCAUGAGGAAUCUCUUCAUCACGGGAGUGUCACUGUUCAUGGGGUUGUCUGUUCCUGAAUACUUCCGGGAAUACACCGCCAAGGCCCUUCAUGGUCCCGCUCACACCAGCGCUGGAUGGUUCAAUGACUUCCUGAAUACCAUCUUCUUCUCGUCCCCCACCGUUGCCCUCAUUGUAGCUGUCUUCUUAGACAACACACUCGACUACAAGGACAGUGCACGGGACCGGGGAAUGCCGUGGUGGGCCAAGUUCCAGACAUUCAAGGGAGACAGUCGAAAUGAGGAGUUCUACACUCUUCCGUUCAAUCUCAACCGUUUCUUCCCGCCAUCUUGAGGUCAUUCGUGUGUUACCCCAAGGAAGAGAGUUGAAGAGGAAAAGCAUCAUUUCCGGAGUAAGGAGUGGUCUUUUUAUAUGAUGAUGAGUAAGAAGGAAGAGCGAGCUAGAGAGAGUUGCCAAAAAUUGUGAACUGGGUUUUGUUAUGUAUAUAUUUGACCCUUUUUUUUUCGGUAGAUUAACGGGGCCAAGACCCAGAGAAAA
Molecule: messenger RNA, 2065 nt
Organism: Punica granatum (pomegranate)
Lineage: Eukaryota; Viridiplantae; Streptophyta; Magnoliopsida; Myrtales; Lythraceae
Source: RefSeq, a predicted model, not a curated record